GCCGGGAUUUUAGCCUUGGGAUGUCAGCUUUGGGGGAGCCUCUGGCAUAAAGAAAGGAAAGGAUCAGCAGAACAGCCCCAGUUUAGGUCUGAUGAGGUCAGAAGACUGGCAAGGAAGAGAAGUUAAACUUGGAGAGAAACCUAAUGGACAAUCUCUGCAACAGAUGGUAACAAAAAAUAAUCCAGAUGGGGUGCAGGUGCUGUAAAAUGAUACAAAGCUAUCUCUUUGAUCCAGUUCAGGUGGCCUCCCCUGGCUAUGUCAACGAGGUGAACAGCUGCAAGGUGGAUGAAGGUGACGCGGGUAAACUGAAAGGCAAACAGAGCGGCCAGGUCCUCGUGCACAGAAACGAGCUGCAGAGCGAGGGCCUGAAGAGGACGGCCAGUAGAGGCGGAGGCUGCGAGGGGCAGGAGCCCCACCGGCCUCCUCCAGGACCGCCUCCUCAGGGGGACACCGUGGGGGGACACUGUGCAGGCAAGGCUGGCAGUGCCAUCAACGGCAUUGGCCCCGCCCCCGCCCCCCUGCAGCCCACUGGGGAGCAUGGGCCCCACCAGGGUGACAGGGGCUCCUGCAUCACUACCGCGAACAGCGUCUCCCCAACUCAACCCUUCCCGGAAGGAGGGGGCCCCAGACAACAGGACGGUGUGCUGCCGGCCUCGCAAGAGACCCAGGUCGUCCGAAAUGGGGACUCCAGAGCUACUUCCAGGGCAGAAGGUCCUGCCUUGCAAGUACAAGGCGCCUGCCUCCAGAUACCGGCCCCAGAUUACCCUCCCUUUCGGAGCUCAGCUGUAGACAGAGCUGAUCGGGAAGAAAAGGACUGUCUUUCCCAGAGCCAGACUGAGGAGGAGCUCCUGGCGGGAAUUGCCCGCAGGGUGGCGGAGCAUGGUUUGAAUGUGCCCUUCCCCUUGAAGAGAAGCUGGGAUUCGUUAAAUGAGGCUGUGGCCACAGAGGGCGUAAGUCACCACUUUAAAGAAGAGGGUGCUGCCCAGGCCGCGCCCGUGGUCGAUUCGAGAACCGGGUGGGAGGAGGCACCUGGCUCUGCGGGAGAGCCAGGUGGGGACGCGGAGGACGAGGAUGCGGCCGUGGCCGAAGCCCUUGCGGCCUUAGAAGCAGCUACCGCUGGAGAAGACGUGGAUGAGGCAGAGUAGGGCCCUGAGCAGGUGUCGCGGCGCGCGCGUAGGCUGCGCGUGCUCCGUGGACAGAGCUGGCGUCCCGGGCAGCCUUGCAGGUGCUUUACGGCGGCGUCUGUUCUGGUGACCGCGGGGCCCGCGCCAGGCCGCUUGUUGUUAAGUGUGGGCAGCACUACUGUGUCGACGGGCUGGCACUCAGGACGCCGGAAUAAAUCCGAGUGGCAACGUGAGCGUGCCCGCAGCACAUGCAGGAAUUAAACCGCCUGCUCGUCGACCCUCAGAUCUCCCUCCAGAACAUCUGGGACAGAUGUUCUUGAGAAUGUUCGGAAAUCCCAGCGCUGAAUCCCCCCUCUCCCCAAGGGCGCAGAACAUUCUGUUUGUAAAUUCUUUGUCUUGCUUUUGAGAGGCAGACAUUGUACCCAACCUGGAAAAGGUAACUACCCUCACUGAAAAGUGCCUAGUGUGUCCCCAGAGUACGGCUUGCCUUCAGGGACAGUCACCCAGGGAACUAAUAACUAACCACUUGUUUGACAUCGAGUGAAGCUCAGCAGCUUUCAGGACGGAGCAGAAGCCACCAGUAAGCAAAUGGCUAGUCAUUAGCUGUGAUACUAAGACACCUUGACCUUAACUUUUUUACAUUAUUACUUUCUAAUCUCCUUUGGGAUUGGGGAGGCCGGCCAAAAGAAUUCUGAAAACUGCUUGUGUUGUAUUUGAGUUUUAAGUUUGUGAGAUUGGGAAGAGCAAAGAGAUGGAUGUUUCAUGCCACUUAAUGUCUGAUUCUGAUUAAAAUAUAACAAUAUAUAUGUCUGUCUGUCAUAACUCAAAGGUGGUUCUAAUUUCCCAGGCUGAGUGUCAGUAAGCCUUGAUAUUUCUUUCCAUUUCGAGAGCUGCACUACGGAGUUACAGGUGAGGAGAACCCAGUCCGUUUGCUGAGAACGGCUUUGGCUGUCUGUCCCUGCCAUUCAAACUCAGGACGCCACGUGCUCCGAUCUCACUUAAGGAUGAGCCAUGGCCCUCUCUGGAUGUCAGCCUUCUAAUUUAUAAAAACAAGAACUGCCAUUCUGACAUGACUCAGUGGAGAAGUUAGAGGAUGGUCCAAUCUCUCUAGAAAAAUACGAACAUGGAAGAUGCUCUCGUAUGGCAUUUCAUAACACAGGCUCUGAAAUCUGACUGACCUUGGUUUGGUUUCCAGCUUUGCCACACGACCUUGGGUAAUUUAUCCCAUCCGUUAAGUGAGAAUGAUGGUAUGUAUUUGUAAAGAUUAAAUGAGAUUAUGCAAGUGUUUAUCACAGUGUCUGGCACACAGCAGGCACCCAAUAAAAUGCUAAAUCUUAUCUGUUAAAUCCGUGAAAAAUGGUUUUAUGUCCUCACAACUGAAAACUCUAAUACUCUCAAGUAUCUAUAAUGUCAUUGCUGCACUUUGGUAAUCAUUUAAAUAAAAACAUGGUUUCUGAGAUUCCCAGCAUCUUU
Messenger RNA from Ailuropoda melanoleuca (giant panda), 2597 nucleotides. It is a transcript of the gene PGCKA1, whose product is annotated as PDCD10 and GCKIII kinases associated 1. The record is from RefSeq and is a predicted model, not a curated record. The coding region runs from base 186 to 1145 and encodes 319 amino acids. The transcript is spliced from 4 exons. Lineage: Eukaryota; Metazoa; Chordata; Mammalia; Carnivora; Ursidae.